AUGUCUGAUCUAGCUAAUGAGUUGGGAUUUGAUCCAACGCUAAAGAAGAAGAAGAAAAAGACCAAGAAGCUUGCAUCCGAGGAUACUGUUAGCCCGGUGGAGUCGGGAAAUGAGGAUGAUUUGUUUGCUGGAUUAAAGAAAAAGAAGAAGAAAUCAAAGGAAGCAAAGGAAGGAGAUGAUAAUGAAAAGGUGGUUGACGAAGUAUCCGAAGCGUUAGGUGAACUCAAGUUGAAAAAGAAAAAAAAGAAGACCAAGGAACCAUCUCUAGAUGAUUUUGAGAAAGAGUUGGAGAAAGCUGGUGUGUCCGUUCAGGAAAGUAGUAAAGAGGGGACUCCUGUUCCAACAACCGAUUCAGCCAUCCAGCAGAAUGUUGGAUUACCAUAUAAUGAGCUAUUAUCGAGAUUUUUUAAAAUCCUAAGGGCUAACAAUCCAGAGUUGGCUGGCGAUAGAAGCGGACCUAAAUUCAGAAUCCCACCUCCUGUUUGUCAACGUGAUGGUAAGAAAACGAUUUUCUGUAAUAUUCAAGAAAUUUCCGAAAAAUUACAAAGAUCUCCAGAGCACCUAAUCCAAUAUUUAUUCGCUGAAUUGGGUACGUCCGGUUCGGUGGACGGUCAAAAGAGAUUGGUUAUCAAGGGUAAAUUUUUGCCCAAGCAGAUGGAGAAUGUUUUGAGAAGAUACAUCCUGGAAUACGUUACUUGUAAGACAUGUAAGAGUAUCAACACUGAAUUGAAGAAGGAACAAUCCAACAGAUUAUUCUUCCUUGUUUGUAAGAGUUGUGGCUCCACAAGAUCGGUGUCCUCUAUCAAGACCGGUUUCCAAGCUACUGUGGGUAAGAGAAGAAGGAUGUGA
Molecule: messenger RNA, 849 nt
Organism: Lachancea fermentati
Lineage: Eukaryota; Fungi; Ascomycota; Saccharomycetes; Saccharomycetales; Saccharomycetaceae
Source: the annotation of a GenBank genome assembly